Molecule: messenger RNA, 1810 nt
Organism: Cokeromyces recurvatus
Lineage: Eukaryota; Fungi; Mucoromycota; Mucoromycetes; Mucorales; Mucoraceae
Product: kinase-like domain-containing protein
Exons: 7
Coding region: 207-1517 (436 amino acids)
Biological process (GO): intracellular signal transduction; regulation of MAPK cascade; protein phosphorylation
Cellular component (GO): cytoplasm
Molecular function (GO): protein serine/threonine kinase activity; ATP binding
Source: RefSeq, a predicted model, not a curated record
UUAUAUUAAAUCAAAAACUACUACCACCUUUUUCUUCUUUUCAUUCACUCUCCCCUCCCCUUUUUUUUUAUAUACUCUCCUUUCUUCACAACAGCCAGUUCACUCUCCUUUUUUGUUUUAUUCUCGAAAAAAAAAAUAUAACUUAUUAUCCCUUUACAUUUUUAAAUUUCAUUUUCUUUUUUCACUCUUUAUAUAUACAUUGGACAAUGACAGUUGUUUUAUCUACUACUAAUAAACGUAUUCGCUCUUCGCAAAAAACAACAAUGGCUUCUAUGCAAAAAUCUAGAUCAGAGCCAAAUUGUAAAAGUAAAACAGCUUCAAGCUUUCAUCAUUAUUCAAAUUAUCCUAAACGAAAAUCAACUGGAAAUAUGAAACAAUCUAUAAGUCAAUUAUCAUCAUCAUCUAAUUCUCGAUCAUCAACAAACAAAAUUUGGCGUCCACCCGGAUAUUGUGAGAUUCCUGAUAUUUUAGGAAAUGCUUAUCUUAAGCCAAGCCCUCCUGUCGCAUUUGACUUACGUCCAACAGAUAUUUCUAAACAAAUUUCAAAGCGUCCGUGGUAUCCCCCUAGUCCACGCUGUAAAAUUCCCGAUCUUCCGCCACUUGUGCGUACUGAAAAUAAACUUGAAACAAAACUUCGAAAGCUUUUACCAAAAGUUAUAAUUCGUUCAUCUGAUCCUAAUACUCGUUUUAUUAACUUUAAGGAAAUUGGUACAGGUGUGAAUGGUGCUGUUGUUAGAGCUGCUUAUCGUAGAAAACCUAAAGUGAUAGUAGCUAUUAAACGCUGUAAACUUGACCCUGAUCGUGAAUAUCGUGCAGCCAUUUUAAGAGAAUUAAAAAUCAUGGCAUCUGGUCAUCAUAAUUUAAUUAAAUUACGUGAAGUAGCAUUAGCUCAAGAUAACAUCUGGAUGACAAUGGAUUUGAUGCGUUGUUCAGUUUUUGCUGUUCUCUGUCAGAGAGGAGUUCCUGAAGAAUAUACUAUUUAUAUGACUUGUGAAACAUUAAAAGGUUUAGUUCAUUUACACUCACAAGGUAUAUUUCAUCGUGAUGUAAAAUGUGAAAACCUUUUAUUAGGCUGGCAUGGUGAAGUUAAAUUAGCUGAUUUUGGCUUAUCUGCACGUAUUGAUCGUCCGAAUCAUGAAAGAUUAGGAACUACUAAAUGGAUGGCACCUGAAGUCAUUAGAGAAGAAUACUACAAUGAAAAGAUUGAUAUGUGGUCUCUCGGUAUAACAGUUAUUGAAAUGAUGGAUCGUGUACCACCUCACUAUUCAAUUAAAGAUGAAGAAGAAUUAUUUGAUAUUAUUGCCACUGAGCCUAGUCCUACAUUUACAUACAGUUAUCCUAGUAUGUACAUGAGAGGCUUAGUUGCAUGGUUAUUAGAUGAAGAACCUGAAACAAGACCUACGGCUCAAGAUGCUCUUUUAGAGAUUGAAGUUCAUAUUCAAUCAAAUCUUUUACCUUGCUCAAAUGCACAAGAUAUGGUUCGAUUCUUAAAUCAAGUCUUGCCAUCUUCAAUUUAAUUAUGUUCAUUUUAUAUGUAAUCUUUCAACCUCUUAUAUGUGCAAAAAAAAAAAAGAAAGAAAAAACUUUCUUUUUAUACAGACUAAUUCAUUUCUUUAUUUUUCAACUCUCUCUUUUUUUUUUUUUCCUUCUUCUUCGUUUUAUAUAUAAACAUGUAUAUUUAUAUGUUUAUAUAUGUCCUAUAUACAUACCACCAUUACCUCCACCUUUCUAUAUAUGAAAUAAUUGUAGUUUAGACUACUCUUAUCAAUUUCAUUGAAAUUUCUUUUCAUUUUUUAUUUUUUUUUUUUUU